CCACACAUGGCCACAAAGAGACACAAAACAACCACAAAGACACACAAAACAACCACAAAGACACACAAAACAACCACAAAGACACACAGAAUGACCAGAAACAGAUGCAAAUGAACCUCUAACAGACAGAAUAUAAGCACAAAACAACCAAAAUAACCUCGAACAUACAAUAUUACUGCAAAGACAAAAGAGUCACAGAACAACACAAAAACACACACAAUGGCCUUUAACAGAUUCAAAAUGACCAGAGACAGACAUAAAAUACCCACAAAGUAACACAAAGUGAAGCAAAAGAACUACACAUAACACAAAACUGCCUGAAGACACACACAAAGACACAGGAAAUGACAGCAAAUACACACAACACCACAACUACAAAGAGACACACUAAAGUCUGUGGGUGUUCCUGUGUUUGACAUCAGUUGUCUCAUAAUCGGUCCAUGAUUAGACUCCACUCACAACAAAGACACACAAAUGAUCAGAAAACAAAUCUAAACAACAUUUCUUUGUGGUUUUGUUUGAAACUAAGAGCUGGAACUAAAGAUAUUUUACCACUGUGGUUAGUUUGAGUAAAAUCAGUUUCUUUUAGCUCGUUAACUCAUGAAAAAGUUGUAUUUUUGUGUUAUUUUUUUUAUCCGGAGGAGGUUUGUAAAGUUUGCUAACAUCAUGCUGCGGUGUGUGUCCAUCAGCUAACAGUUGUUAUGCAACGGUUUGUGGCUGAUGUUAUUGUGCGUGAGGCGUUCAAUGUCACCUCCUCCAUCAGUAACAAAACAAUGCUUAAAGCAGUUUUGAAAACUUCCAUUUGUUUUCUGACCGUGUUGUGUUGUGUAACCUUUACAGCGGUGUGGACGUUAACGAGGAGGGCGGGUUCUGCAAAGACAGGAAAUCCUGCCGCUGAACCCGGAAGUGGGUCUGCUGGUGGAAUGUUUCUGUUUUUCGGUUCAGACCUGGUCCCGUUUCUGCUCCCGGACCCGCUGCGCUUUGCCCAGUCAUGCCCGUAACGGGACAGGGCGAGGGAGGGAGGGGAGGGGGUGUCACGUGUGUUAGUGACAGCCCGCACCGCGCGUUCUGAUUGGCCCGACGCCGCUCCAGGCCCGGCCCCUCUGAUAGGCUGUCCCUGCCGACGUCACCGCGAUCAGCUGUUGGAGCUCCACAACAACAACAAAAGAAGCAGCAGUCGGGGACCGAGGAGGAAACGGACUGAAGGAGGAAAAAAAGAGAAGAAAGCUGAGCCGCACUGUGACUCCCGAUGUACAGUCCUUAAAUUAACCUUUUUAUAUUUUAUUUCUUCCGCGAAGAAACCUCAAGUUUUUCUAUUUUUCGAAAAGUAACGCACCUACCUCAGUUUUUAAGGAUUUUAAUCACGGUGUGAAACUCGGUUUACAUCUUCUUCUUCUGCCGCAGGGCUUUUUUUUCUACUUCCAUAUUUGUUGAAACGACCCCGACGUCGAGCGAUGUCUAGCCUUUGUCUGCUGGCCCUCAGAUGAUCCAUGACCACCCCUUAUUGAUGCACUUUAUCGCCUUUCCGGAGCCUUCCUCCCUGCCGAGAACCCCGCAGCUGAUGACCAAAGCGCCUGCCACGCCUCCCCGCCGUCGCCCCGUGCCGCGUGCCUCCCCCAGCCCCUCCCUCAGCCUCCCCCAGCCCCCGCAGGACGCCCAGGGAUGUUCCAGAGGUUCGCCAGCGCUCUGUUCGGGGACGACGUGGAGGAGCUGAGUCGAUGCAGCCGACCCGGAGACGGCAAAGAGGAGGAGGACGACGACGAAGACUGGAUCUUGGUCAACUACCUGGCUGAAGCCUGCUCCGGUCAGUGUGGCGAUGGCCUGUCUGGAUCCACUGUUGGUCACAGGGAGGAGGAAGAGGAGGAGGAGGAGGAGGAGGAGGAGGACCUGGUGAUGAUCCCCUCUCCGGUGGCCAGCCCCCCCAUCCGCUACGCCUCCUGCACCUCCCUCAACUCCACGGCCGACACCGACCCGGACGGCGGCGCCGAGGAGGACGAAGAGGACGAGGAGGAGGAGGAGGGCGGCUUCCUGCGGCUGGACGCCUGCUCUCUGGAGGAGAGCUGGUUCGUCACCCCCCCGCCCUGCUUCACCGGCCGCGGCAGCCAGCCCGUCCUCCUGGAAACCAGCCCUCUGGAGAACCUGCUGAUCGAGCACCCCAGCAUGUCCGUGUACGCCCACCACAGCCCGCCUCGACUGACCCUCGACCCCCUGCAGCGCUCGCUCGACCGGGAGCUGGACUUCUUGUCCGGCAACAUGGCCGCCACCCCGACAGCCUCAGGCGGGAAGGAGAAGGCGAGGCGCACGCUGGACGGCCCCCGCCACAGGCCAGAGGUGGCAGUCGUCCAGCGCCGCUCCACCCUCCACUCCGCCUGCUACGCCGCGGCGCUCUCCGCCCGCGCCGGCCUCCUGCAGCAGCGGGCGGGAAACGCCGCCCAACGCACCCAACCGCUGUCCCGCAACGCCCUGCGACGCCUCAACCUGCUGCGCCCCCCGAAGGCCAGCACCGUGCACCUGCACCAGCCCAGCCAGAGACACCUCAACUUCUGAGGUCGCGGCAACAUCACCUUCAUCAUCCGCCAUCAUCCAUCGUCAGCAUCAGCCUCCUGUAAGCAGUAUGGGAAUCUAAACUCUGGUCACACCUCCAACACCAGCAGCAACAAGUUCACCUUCAUCAGCAGCAGUCGCUAACACACCUGAUCAGUUCUGAAAUCUGAUUGGACGGUCGAGUGGGGAAAAUGGCUGCUGAUUUUUAAAAAACUUUAUCAGCUCAUGUGGUCAGUUCAUUAAGCAUCUCCUCCUCCUCGUCUUCAUCAUCCAUCCUUCAUAUCGAUGCUGAGAAGAAGGGAUGUGAAAGAAGAGGCCUAUCCCUUCCUCCUCCUCCUCCACGUCUCUCUCUAUUGGACCAGUUCACGUCCAAUCACAGAGAGGCGACGAGUUGCCACGACGACGUCCACCUCCUCCUCCCCCUCUCUUUCUUUUUCCUUCUUAUUCUCGUUCUUUACGGACAACUUAACGUGUAGAAUCAAUGCUGUAGGUCACUUUACUCGGCGGCAGGUUCACGGCGCGGCAGCAGGAUGGUCGGGCGAAGUCGUCGUCGUUGCAGCGACAGUUUGUCUGGCAACUUUCUGGGCAACUCAAGAGGCAACAGGCAACAGGAGACAUUUCAGAUCCUGAAUCACUUGAACAAGUUUUGGCGCAGCAGCACGACGUUGCCGUUUAAUCAGUGCAGGAGUGUUGUGAUCGAGACGCCCAAAAAGUUGCCAGAAGCAGCAAUUUUUGAGACUUGAGGUGUUAGCGUUGCUCGUCAGGUGUGUUUCUGAAACGGGCAACCUGAGCCCUGCUGGUUUUAAAGAGGCUGUAAGUCAACGAGUUGCUGCAGCUUUAAAGGAAAAAUCCCCUCAAAUAAUCUGACUCUGUUUCAGCCAGCACUUUGUCGUUGCUGAGGAAGGUGAAGAGUGACAGAUGAGGCUGUUUACCAAGCAGGGAGGGUGUCAUGAAAGACACUAGUUGCAUUAUGGGAAAUGUAGGAUCCAGUGUUUUUGGAGUUUAAAGUCAGGAUAUCUCAGCCUCAGCUGCUUUAAUAUUUCACUACUCUUCACUACUUAAGUCCAAACAAUCUUUGUCCAGGUCCUGCUUCCAAAUAACUGACCCUGCAGAAUUCAUGAUAUAUUACAUUUGGAAAACUACAACAAGUCCCUGGAAGUGCAAUAUUAAAUCAAGAGUAAACAAAUCAAAUUCCUCUCAGAGGAAACUGAAACUGUUUUGAAGUUUUUAAAAAGACAUUAACUCCACCUCCAUCUUGAACACAAGAGUUUUUGCAGGUGUGAACGUGCUGCGUUCACAGGUUUUUCUGGAGGAUAUAGUGACUGAAAACUGAGAGACAGAACAGAGAGUUUAAUGAGCCGUCAAUUCUGACUCAAACCCAAACCUUUCCUGCAGCUGCUUUGCCUUUUUACUCUGUUUUCUACUCUGAUACUGUAGGUGUAAACACCUUUUUUCCUUUAAGGAAGAAUCCCUCGCUCCCUGAUUGUUGGGGAACUGACUGCAUGUCACAUAGAAUAAAAACCUCAGUAAUAAAUGCAUCACCACUUACUGUUUUCUAUAGUUUUAGAGCAUUUUUAGGGGAUUUUUCCUUUGAUUUCCCCGUCGGUCGUCCUGCGGCGCCGCUUGAACCUGCCUCCGACUUUGUAAUUCAGUACUUUUCACAAUAUUUUUUUGGAAAAAUGGAAAAGAAAGGAGAAAAAAAAAAAGACGGUAAAAAUUACUGGGUUAAAUAUCACUAAACGCCUUGUUUUAACGGUAGCUUUGAGAUGAAUAGAAAUGUAAACAAAAAUGUAUUUAAAAAAAAAACUUCCAAAAUAUUUUUUGAAAAGAAAAAAACAAAUUACAUAUCAGUAUGAAGUUGGUAUAUAUGCGUCUAUGGUUUCUUGCUUAAGUAUGUUUGGUUAUGUUAGUGUGCAAACUGUUGCAUGGUUGUAGAGUUGUGUUAGUGUCACGAUGGUGGAAAAAAAAAAGAAAAUGGAAAAAGAUUUUUUGUUUUCUUUUCAGUAAUUUGUAUUUGUUUUGUUCUUAAAUGAAUCUGCAGUCCACUUCUCAGGGUCACAACCAAUCACCUUUACACUUUUAGGAAAAUGCAGAUUUACUUGACGGCUGACGAUUCUUUGUGCACGCUCAGACUUUUUCCAACUCUGUCCUUUGCGAGUUUUCCCUCGUGAAAAUUGUUUUGUGAGAAAUAUUUUGACUUUUUUUUUUUUUUAGUUCAGAAACUUCUCCUGGUCCCAGGACUGUGAAAAAAAGCAAACGAACUCUUGACGCUCUCAGUCGACUGUUGGAAAUCCAUCGAGAUGGAGAGAAACAUGUUGGUCUUUUUCUGCGAUGUUUAUAUCUAUUUUAUUUUGCUCAAGUGUUCCUAACAUGGUUUUAGAAAUGUACUUUAUGCUUUUUAACUAUUCUACUUUCCAUGUUAACUUAGUUACAUUUUGUUUAACUGUUUAAAAUAUUUAAACCAAAAAAGUAGCAGUGACCUUUAACCUUUCGCUAGUUUAUAAUACUGAUGUUCUUUUGGAUUUUUGUUUUUUUAGUUGUAGACGUUAAUAGCUCUUGGUCUCGGCUCUGUAAUGGCGGACAGUUUAACAUGUCCACUGUAGGGAAAAGUGGAGUCGAGUCACCGCACUGCAGGAGAAAUAAUCCAGCUCACAAAGUGACUGAGUCGACUGUUCGACAGCACGUUUACGUUAAGAGGAAAAAUUAAAUUUUAGAAAUAAAAAUACAUAUGUUGAAUCCAAAUUAUGAGAUACUAAGAUGAAAUGAUGACAUAUUUAAUCAUUAUACUGAACUCAUAGUUCUUUUCAUAAUUAUUUCAAUUUUUUGACUUACUGUCACAAAAAAUCUUUUUUAAUCUAAACUUUUGUGGCAUUAACAAUCAAAAUUUUAAAAUUUGUUGUAUUAAUUUAAAAAAAGAUAAAAUUUUGACUUACUGUAACAAUUUAUUUUUUUAAUCGACUCAGAUUUUAGACAUAGUCUCUCAUUAUUUUGACUUACCAUUUGUAUUUUUGAUGUUUUUAUCUUUCCUAACAUUUCCUGGCUGAAAUGAGCUUCAAUACUGAGCCUCAGAUUGAAACUUUAAAUUUGAAUAUUUGGAAAAUUGUUGGGAAAUUUUGCCUGAUUUUGAUAUUUUUUGUGUCCUUGAAUGAUCCUGACACAGAGAUCCAACUGUAAACACAUAUUGUCAUUUUAAAGUUGGAUUUUAGCGAAUAGAUCCUGUUUGAAGGACACAAGACUUUUUGUAAUAAGAACAGGACUUUAGAUUUGAAGGCUCAGUCACUUGUGGUGGAGACUUUUCGCAGUGUGGUCCCUGAAUCUCUGGUCAAAUCUGACUUCAGUUUGUGUCUGUGAGAUGGUAGCAUUAAUAAGAAAGCACUAACAAACGUUUGUUAGGUGUCUGUAUGGUUCGCUGUAAAUAAUCCUAACAGAUAGUGGAGUGUCUCUUUUGUUUUUGUUUGUUUUCUGGUGUAUUUAAGCUUUUAUUUUAUCUCUCGAAUGUCUUUUUCUCUCUCUCAAUCUUUACGAUCGAGCUUUGCAAUCAUGGACGAUGUCAUUAUCUUGUGAUGUUUUUUGAAAAAGAAUUUAAAACUUAAAAGACAGAAGGGAUCGGAGGAGGCGAGGAUCUGUCUCCUCCUGCUGUCAGGAGCCUUUAAAAGUUUUAUUUUUAGCUUCUGUUCUCAUUUCUCCAUCAUCAAACUAACAGGGAUUUGUAAUGUUUUUUGUUCAAUGCCUUGAAAUUUGUGGAUCACGUGCCUUCCAGGUUGAAAUGUUGUAAUGACAAUGCAUCAAUGAAGAACUUGAACUCUCUCUUUUUUUUUCUUUUUUUGUUUUUUUAAAAUGUCCUGAGUGGACGAAAUAAAUCAAAACACACAAACAGACAUCAGAAACCAACUAUGCACCACUCGGAGGAAGCUUCUCGCCACCACCACCCGCCCAGCUUUUAUAACGACUCAACAAACCAGACAGAAUGAUGUAGCAAAACCUCUUUUCUCCUUGUUGUUUAUUUUGAAAACGAAAAAAAAGUGUGAAGAAUAUUUUGUGGCAUUUUUUAUUUUUCACCAAGUGUUAGACUUUUUUUUUUUUUUUUUGCUUUUAUUUUUGUGUAGUUUACUGGAAAAAAUACAGCACUUUGCCAAAAAGAAAAAAAAGGUGUAGGAAUUCUAGGGUUAACUUUUUAUUUAUCGAACAUAACUGGUCUCCUUUUCUUUGUAUUUUGGAUGUUAUGAAUGAUCAACUCUCUGUUCUGAUGUCAGAAACAAAAAAAAGCUAAUUAAACGUGGGGUCAUCUGUUUUCGAACUGUAAUAGUUAAUACAUGUGAUCUCUUAUUAGCCGAAAAUAAAUGUUUUCAUAUGCA
Molecule: messenger RNA, 6899 nt
Organism: Lates calcarifer (barramundi perch)
Lineage: Eukaryota; Metazoa; Chordata; Actinopteri; Centropomidae
Gene: tp53inp1
Product: tumor protein p53 inducible nuclear protein 1
Exons: 4
Coding region: 1663-2547 (294 amino acids)
Biological process (GO): positive regulation of DNA-templated transcription; autophagosome assembly
Cellular component (GO): autophagosome; nucleus
Source: RefSeq, a predicted model, not a curated record